AUGUCUACCACUCCAAACCCAAAAGCCUUCCCAUUAGCUGAUGGUACUUUAACCCAACAAAUCUUGGAUGUUGUUCAACAAGCUGCCAAUCUAAGACAAUUGAAAAAAGGUGCUAAUGAAGCUACCAAGACUUUGAAUCGUGGUAUCUCUGAAUUCAUCAUCAUGGCUGCUGAUUGUGAACCAAUCGAAAUCUUAUUGCAUUUACCAUUAUUAUGUGAAGAUAAAAAUGUUGCUUACGUCUUCGUUCCAUCCAGAGUUGCUUUAGGUAGAGCUUGCGGUGUUUCUAGACCUGUUAUUGCUGCUUCUAUCACCACUAACGAUGCUUCCGCUAUCAAAAACCAAAUCUACGCCGUUAAGGACAAGAUUGAAACUUUAUUGAUUUAA
This is a messenger RNA of Henningerozyma blattae CBS 6284, 384 nucleotides long. RefSeq names its product RNA binding protein SNU13 (gene SNU13). The coding region runs from base 1 to 384 and encodes 127 amino acids. The record is from RefSeq and is a predicted model, not a curated record. Gene Ontology annotation, cellular component: small-subunit processome; precatalytic spliceosome; nucleolus. Gene Ontology annotation, molecular function: RNA binding. Lineage: Eukaryota; Fungi; Ascomycota; Saccharomycetes; Saccharomycetales; Saccharomycetaceae. The transcript has a single exon. Gene Ontology annotation, biological process: mRNA splicing, via spliceosome; maturation of SSU-rRNA.